Amoebophrya sp. A25 is the source of this 1199-nucleotide messenger RNA. Lineage: Eukaryota; Dinophyceae; Syndiniales; Amoebophryaceae. The record is from the annotation of a GenBank genome assembly.
GGAGUCUUAUUUUUUCAAACUCUCUUGUUUCAGGAGAGGGCGAUUGAAUUUGUGGGUCUUCUUCUCCGAACUCAAUUUUUGACGGAAGUAACCCAAAUACAUUGCGUAGUAUGCGUUUACCACGCGUAUACCGCCAUAGAUAUUCAUUGUGAUCCUAGGCUUCGUGCCGGACUCAACAUUUGUUGGCCAUCAUUAUCUAUGUCAUACAAUACAAUACAAUUAAUCUCGCUUUUUUUUUUUUGUAGUGCGAGCGAGUUCCGAUAAGUCAAAACCUACCUGCGUACUUUGCAAGCGAGUUCCGAUAAGUCAAAACCUACCUGCGUAUUUUCCGCGUGGAUACCGGCGUAGGGGGGAGUUCUUAAUCUCCUGAACAACUACGCUAAUGCCCCUACGAUUUUAAAAUGCUGAACCCUAGGAGUAAAGGCAGGAGAAAUUACACACCUAGUACCUGCCACCGCGAACGAUGUCCGUCUCCCCAUCGCACAGUUUUCAGUGCAGACUAUUGCGAUAGAAAUUUCUUUCCCUGGCUACUGUCCAAGAAAACCAAAAUCAAAACAUUAUCAUGGAAAACAACUGCUGGAAAAAGCAUCCAAUAUUAAUUGUGCAGACCUCGUCUGUGAUGUCUGAACGAGGCCAGAACAUCUUUCGUGGUCCGCCAAAAAUAGAAAUAUACAGUAAACAUGGUUUGAGUUAUUUCAAUACAUUGUUUGUUGUGGUCUUUAUAUAUGCACUGGAGGAGCUUGCGGGGGAAGUGAUUAUACUAACUGGUGAGUUAACUUAGGUGAGAGAAAAGAUACGCUCUCUGGAAGGUUCCUGGACGACAGUCGACAAAAAAUGUCGGCUGAGGGACCAACUAGGGAGAGGGUUGGGGGCAACGGGCCCCGCGAACCCCGUCGUGUGCGGUGCGAAAAAUGCACUCACGCGCGACGCCGCCGGUCGAUGCAAUGGCGCAUCUCGGCGAAGGCGAACCACGGUUCGCGCCUCCGCGGAGGCUCGGGUGCGGUCGGGUGAGAGCGUUAAUGCUACACCCACGGGGCGGAGUUCACAUGCAGAGCGGAGCAGAGCGGAGCGGAGCGGAGCGGGCUGCCGGCGCACGGGCCAAAGCGCUCGUGCGUAGGCCGCGGGAGGGCCAACGCGCCCUCCGGCGGUGCGGUGGGCAGGCGCGUGGCGCCCAGUGGGGGGUGCUGGGGAGCUCGUAA